GGGCACUUCCGCCGGGCUCGGGUUUCCUUCCACUCGGCAUUUAAAUUGGGCUGCAGGACAUCAGCUGCUGCUACAUUCAGCGCCGCGCGGUGACAGAAAAUAACCAAUACGCGUAUUUUGGGUUUUUCUUUAUACACAACAGUUGAUCCCGAAGAGAUUUUGGUGUGGUUGUGGUUGUUUUUGUGGGCAGAAGAGCUGGAGCCGUUGAACAAUAACGGCGGUUGCUCUGACAGCAGCUCGGUGCAUCAUUUUUGGGAUUCCUCUGCUCGCUGUUGGACGAAAUUGAAUAGCGGAGCACAAGUGGCCUGGACUCGGGAGGACCGAUGGACUCGAUGAUGAGAGCGCAUUUGAAGGGUCAGCUUUAAAUUCCGAUAAGAAAAUUAAACAAUUUAGAUUUAUUUAUUUUAUUUUUUAGUUGUAGAUAUUAACGGAGACAAAAUAUACUCAAAAUAACCUUAAACUUGGCUUAAUAUAACACCAGACCAAGCCUUAAUACUAUCGAUAACAACAACAGUCGCCACCCAUUCUAGUGAAGCACGACAGACUGACAGACUUCAAUUAUUAUAUAUUUUUCUCACGUGAGAUAUAACUUUGACUAUUUUAAGCAUAUAUAUGUCACUAUCUUUUCUUGUUUGGAGAUAAAGGUGGAUCUUAAGGUCUUUGUUUUUUUUAUUAGGUUAGAUCUUAGCUUCUUCUUCUUCUCCUCUUAUAAGUGAGGACAAGUAUCUGAUCCCUCAAGGACAUUAUACAUUUGCAGACCUUUCAGGAUAGUGCAGUAACCUGGACACUAGUGACAAACAGCAUAUCUGACAAGUUACACCUAUCAGAGGCUUUACUAGCCUCAAGCAAUAAGCAAACAUGUUCAGCUGGCUUGGGACCGACGACAGGAGGAAGAAGGAUCCAGAAGUCUUCCAGACCGUCAGUGAGGGACUUAAGAAGCUCUACAAAACCAAACUCCUGCCGCUGGAGGAUAGCUACAAGUUCCACGAGUUCCACUCUCCGGCUCUGGAGGAUGCAGACUUCGACAACAAGCCCAUGGUCUUACUGGUGGGACAGUACUCCACCGGCAAGACAAGCUUCAUACGCUACCUGUUGGAGCAGGAUUUUCCCGGUAUGCGGAUCGGCCCCGAACCCACCACAGAUUCCUUCAUCGCGGUGAUGCACGGCGACACAGAGGGAAUCAUCCCCGGCAACGCUUUGGUGGUUGACCCCAAGAAGCCCUUCAGAAAGCUGAACGCAUUUGGAAACGCAUUCCUCAACAGGUUUGUGUGUGCCCAGCUGCCUAACCCAGUGCUGGAAAGCAUCAGUGUGAUUGACACACCAGGGAUUCUGUCAGGAGAGAAACAGAGAAUCAGUCGAGGCUAUGACUUUGCAGCUGUCUUGGAGUGGUUUGCAGAGCGAGUGGACAGGAUCAUAUUACUGUUUGACGCCCACAAACUGGACAUCUCUGAUGAAUUCUCAGAUGUGAUAAAAGCCCUGAAGAACCACGAAGACAAGAUCCGGGUUGUGCUGAACAAGGCUGAUCAGAUAGAGACCCAGCAGUUGAUGAGAGUGUACGGUGCCCUGAUGUGGUCACUGGGGAAAAUAGUCAACACCCCUGAGGUGAUCCGCGUCUACAUCGGCUCGUUUUGGUCCCACCCUCUGCUGAUUCCAGACAACAGGAAGCUGUUCGAAGCAGAGGAGCAGGAUUUAUUUAAGGACAUUCAGUCUCUACCGAGAAACGCAGCGCUCAGAAAACUCAACGAUCUGAUCAAGAGGGCAAGACUAGCCAAGGUCCAUGCCUUCAUCAUCAGCGCACUGAAGAAAGAGAUGCCCUCUGUGUUUGGGAAGGAGAACAAGAAGAAAGAACUGAUCGGCAGUCUUGGAGAUAUUUACAAACGCAUCGAACGAGAGCAUCAGAUAUCACCCGGAGAUUUUCCGAGUCUGAAGAAGAUGCAGGACCAACUCAAUUCUCAGGAUCUCAACAAAUUCCAGCCUCUGAAACCCAAACUCCUGGAGGCGGUAGAUGACAUGCUGGCCCACGACAUCGCUGGCCUAAUGGUGCUAGUGCGCCAAGAAGAAAACCAGCGUCCCAACCCGGUCGUGAAGGGCGGUGCGUUCGACGGCACAUCGGACGGCCCGUUUGGACACGGGUACGGCGAAGGGGCCGGCGAAGGCAUCGACGAAGCCGACUGGGUCGUCGCUCGAGACAAACCGGCUUACGACGAGAUUUUCUACACGUUGUCCCCCGUCAACGGGAAGGUGACUGGAGCCAACGCCAAGAGGGAGAUGGUGAAGUCAAAACUGCCCAACACGGUGCUGGGAAAGGUCUGGAAGCUGGCCGACAUCGAUAAGGAUGGGAUGCUUGACGAUGAGGAGUUUGCGUUGGCCAAUCACCUGAUAAAAGUGAAACUGGAGGGACAUGAACUGCCAUCGGAGCUGCCUGCACACCUGGUUCCUCCUUCCAAGAGGAAAAUACCUGAGUAAAUGUAAGGUUACAUCAUCCCCUGCCCCCAAAAGCUGUAAGUAGACUUACCCCAAUUAAUAUAGUCAUAUUCCUGUAGCAUUAUAGCAAAAAAAUGUACCCCAUUUCCAACUGCUAAGAGGCAAAUAUUACAACAAAAUAUUCAGUUUCAUUCAAAUAAAAAUAAAGAGUGAUAUUGCUAAUGUACUGUUGGCAUGUGGAUUGAAAUGAUACAUUUCUUCAGUGCUGAAAUAGCUUUUACCACGGAAGAAAAUCCUUAUGAGUGUCCUUCCAUCAAGACAAGUGCCCUCUUUUGUAUUUCAGGGUAUAGAUAUUGAGAGCUGUUAGGUAGGACGGAUGUUAGGACAACUGAUAAGGGUAUUAGUAAAGAAAAGCAAAUAAAAAAAUCUGAAACGAGAAACACUGGAAUACAGGAGAAUGUAAAGUGAUCCAAACUACUGGAAGAAAAUGGGAGAGAUUCGACAAUGUGGAGACAAAAAGAAAGAUAUAUGAUUGGAAGGAUCAUUCUGGGAGAAAGAAGAGUUCCUUUAAGGGUUUCCUGUCAGGUCACUAACCAAUGUGUAGAAGCGCGGACACACACACAUACACACACACACACACACAAAUAUGAACACAAUUCUGGCUAUAUGAUUUAUAUCAUUUACUGUAGCACCUGGAUUAAUGGGAAACAAGUGUGGGGAAAAAUUAAGAAUGACAAGUGGUUUGUCUCUUUUAUGAUUUAUACAUUGUUCGAAAUAUCAUUAACAUGUUUGGAAAUACUGUGACUAUAAUAUGGACCUAUACAAUGGGGUAUUGUUUGGAGUGUUCAGACAUCCUCAGCAUAAAUGUAUUGUGCGGACUUUGAAUGUGGAAUGUGUUGACAUUCACCUUCUGUAUGUAUGCAUAUGACCACAUGUAUCAGUGUUAUUAUUUGUAACGUGUAUGUAUUAAGUCUUACGCUUCACACAGGCUGCUGAGUUGGGAGUAUUCAGUGGGUAGUUAAUUGAAAAAUGGAUGAAUUACUUAUUAUUCACCUUGUGAGAGUGAUCUAAUCUAACCUAACCUGGCAGUCCAGAGAGUGAAAGCACACCUGUUUGCUUCUUUUGUGAUGAUAACAAAACACUAAUCAAAGCAAUUUUUGACUGAAAAUGUGGCUUUCCAAUUUAUGUUUUAAAUGUAUACAUGUAAUAAAUGUAAUUGGAUUCACUGUCGUGAAAUGCCAGUAUGCAUGUGUAUGUAUGUAUGUGUGUGUGUGUGUGUGUGUGUGUGUGUGUGUGUGUAUAUAUAUACAUCACAUAUACAUCACGUAAGGACUUUAUUUGUGGUUUGUCACCUGUGAGAAUCUUGAUAGUAAGAUGAAACAUCAAACAAACUAAAUUUGGGUUCCCACAUGAUACGAAAUGGUGUUUUAUGAGCGGGACAGCGUUUACCCAGUUUGAGCUCUACAGAAGUGACUUAACUGAAAUCCCCGUGUGCGUCUGUGUGCCGUUGUUGUGAAUCUGCUGUACAUAAUACGACUGUUUGCAUUCCAUGAACACGGAUUGGGAAAUCAUCCACAUCAUCUCGGGCGCCGUAUGCAUCACUUGCUCAUAUUUCACAGAUGAGCCAGAUCAGAUCCACAGAGUAAAUAUUAAAAAAAAAAGGAUAACUUGUUGGAUGUGGAUUCUGUGCAAAACAAAGUCCUUUGAAAUCCGCAAGUUGUUUUCAUACCCUGACAGAUUGCAACAUGAAGUCCUGUGUGCUGGUAAAUACACCAAGGGGAAACACUGGCGUUAUGUUUUUCUUUUCUUUUUUUAAGAUGGCCAUGCAUUGCUGAAUCUGUACUUCACUGUUUUUCUGUCGACAUUAACAACAGUCCAAAAGUGUAAUAAAAAUUAAUUUACUCUA
Anarrhichthys ocellatus (wolf-eel) is the source of this 4330-nucleotide messenger RNA. It is a transcript of the gene ehd3, whose product is annotated as EH-domain containing 3. Gene Ontology annotation, biological process: endocytosis; endosomal transport. The transcript has 9 exons. NCBI's taxonomy places the organism in Eukaryota, Metazoa, Chordata, Actinopteri, Perciformes, Anarhichadidae. Bases 859 to 2466 code for a protein of 535 amino acids. The record is from RefSeq and is a predicted model, not a curated record. Gene Ontology annotation, cellular component: plasma membrane; cytoplasm. Gene Ontology annotation, molecular function: GTP binding; calcium ion binding; protein binding.